GAAGGGAGAAAAGCUGACCUGUAUCAUCUGUGAAGAGCGGGCGUUGGGUCAGUUUAUGGAAGCGAGGAAUCAAUACAGAAAGUAGAAUUCCAUAAUGAGAGGCGGAAUGUCCCUCUCCUUCCUCCUGGUCCUCCUGUGUUCUUCUAAUGGAUGGACACGUACUGAAGGCUACCAUUGUAAGCAGAGAGAGGGGACCUCCCUUACGAUAUUGAUGGAUGAAACUCCGGCCUAUCACAGUCUUUCAUACAGUUUGGAGAAAGUUCUGAAUUCUGUAUCAGCCAGAUUUCCCUGCGUUACACGACAAUAUACCACAAUAACUCUGGACCGCACAGAAACAAAUGAAACUAUCACCAAUGACAAGAGUGAUUUCUUACAAUGUAUAACAAGAAAGUCUUGGGAUUAUGCCUAUUACUAUAAGCAUAUGUCGAUCUGCAAUCAGUCCCUCCUCUAUGGGCUGAAGAGAGCUCUGGAGAUUUCCCCAUCUGAGUCCCUCAUUUUGGUUUAUACCUUUGGCUGCAUGGCAGAUUACAAUGACACUCGGCUCCUGUCUGAAGUUUACACAUUGCUGGAGGAGAAGAAGUCCCAAGUUUAUUUUUUGCGGUACUCUUGGUAUUGUAAGAUGGAAGCUUCCCAGAAAGAUGUGUUUAAUGAAAUUGCAUCUCUUAGUUAUGGAGGUUUUAUCGAUAUGAGAAUGACUGAUAAUUAUGAGCUAUGGCGAUCAUUUGAAUUACUUUUGUCUAAGCCUCUAAAUUCAACUCUGCACCUCCUAAACAUCUGCUUAAAGGUCACUGAGGAAUAUACCAAAGUGUUUAGUGUCCCAACUUCCUUAUCAUAUUUACUGAUCACAAGAAAUCAACGAGUCAUUUUAAAAUUUACUGAUCCAAAUGGAAGCACGUUUGCAAUUGACAAUACCUAUUAUUACAACUACUAUAAUUAUUAUGUUCAAAGUUCCAAUUUGAUAAAAACUCCGGCUGAGGGGUCCUGGAUUCUGAAUGCUCGGGGGAAUUCAUCACUUUCUCUUCAAAUAUUGGGAUUUACUGGGAAUUAUUUGGAUUCUGACUGCCACCCGAAUGCCACGUGUUCGGAGUUUGGAGGAUACGGGGAGUGCACAUGUAAAAAGGGAUUUUCUGGAGAUGGGACAACUUGUAACGAUAUAGAUGAAUGUCAGGACGAUUACACCAACAAUUGUGAUUAUUAUAGUGGCGGUUCCUGUGUAAACACAAUCGGAUCUUACACCUGUAAUUGUUCUAGAGGAUAUAAAUAUAUAUCAGAAUUUGGCUGUGUAGACAUUGAUGAGUGUGCGGACAGCUCUCUUAACGACUGUGACCCAAUAGCCAUAUGUAGAAACCAUUAUUAUGGAUCUUACACCUGUACUUGUCCCGAUGGAUAUUACGGAGAUGGAAGACACUGCGAGGUCAAUGAAUGCCAACAAGGAACACUGUGUGACUCUAAUGAAGACUGCAUGAAGUACAUUGGAUCAUAUUCCUGUGUUGACCCUUGCUCCAACCACACCGUACUUGAUGACUCCUGGCGCAGCACUUCUAAUAAAGCUAAUUCUAGUAACUAUCAGUAUGACUGGUAUCAUUGUGACUAUGACCUGUCCGGCUGGUAUCGGUUUAAAAGAGAAUAUGACCAGCAAAUCCCUGAGCACUGCAUACCAGUAGACAGCUGUGGGGCUGAUUUCCCCAUCUGGAUGAACGGCUCCCACCCUACAGUCAGUGACGGCAUUGUGAAUCGGACAGCUUGUUCCAGCUGGUAUGUCGGAUGCUGCACAAUACCUAAUAAUAUUUCUGUGAAAAAGUGUCCAGAAGGAUUUUAUGUGUAUAAGCUACAAAGUACACCAACCUGCUACUCUGUCUAUUGUACAGAAUCCAAUCAUAGCUGCUCAGGAUUGGACUGCGCUCCCGGUGAGGAAUGUGGAAUCGUGGACGGAGUUCAUGGCUGUUACUGUAGAGAUUCAUCAAAUACUACCGAUGGGAUGCAACUGGGAAAUGUAGAAGGGAAGUUGAAGAAGUGUCCCAGAGAAGAAAAAGAAGAAAAAUAAAAUACUUCUUGGAGAGCAAAGUUCUACUUCUGUUCCUAUAUGCAUGCGUUGUUUUUCCUUCCAUCCAAUGGGUUAUAUAAGGGCCAGUUUGAUUGUUGUCACUGUUUUACAGUACAGGCACAUUUAUUUCUUUGAACGCUGCUUAAUAACCAAAUAAUUUUGCAAAUUUUUGCACAUCCUUUUGUUAAUUCACCGUCAGCGCUUACCAUUUCAUCUGCUUUGCAAAUUUGUAUUUCUGUGUGACGGAAAAAAAUUCUUGUCUAAACAUUGUCUGAUGAUGUGAACAUCUCCUUACUCUUCAAUCUA
This is a messenger RNA of Rana temporaria (common frog), 2350 nucleotides long. RefSeq lists its product as uncharacterized. Gene Ontology annotation, molecular function: calcium ion binding. The coding region runs from base 95 to 2044 and encodes 649 amino acids. Lineage: Eukaryota; Metazoa; Chordata; Amphibia; Anura; Ranidae. The record is from RefSeq and is a predicted model, not a curated record. The transcript is spliced from 10 exons.